Molecule: messenger RNA, 567 nt
Organism: Rhineura floridana
Lineage: Eukaryota; Metazoa; Chordata; Lepidosauria; Squamata; Rhineuridae
Product: maternal B9.15 protein-like
Exons: 1
Coding region: 1-567 (188 amino acids)
Biological process (GO): negative regulation of cell population proliferation; negative regulation of mitotic cell cycle
Cellular component (GO): cytoplasm; nucleus
Source: RefSeq, a predicted model, not a curated record
AUGGGUAGUAUAUAUUCAGUCUUCAUCACACGCUUGGUGAAAAGGCACACCCAGUUGAGUAAACAGCAAAUGGAGAAGUUUGCGUCCAAGUUGAUGACUACUUUGUUUGAGAAGUACAAGGGCCACUGGUACCCUGACAAUCCCUCAAGAGGGCAAGCCUUUAGGUGUAUAAGGAUAAACCAGUUCCAGGCAAGAGACCCUCUACUGGACCAGGCAUGUUUGGAGAGCAAUGUGGACUUUGACAGCCUUGGCUUACCAAAGGAGAUUACCAUUUGGGUCGAUCCAUUUGAAGUAAGCUGCAGAUAUGGUGAGAACAACCCCCCUUUCACAGUGGCUCACUUUGAAGGCAGCACAGAGCACCAUGACAUCCCUCAGCGCAUCAGGCAGGCUGUGGACAAGGCAGAGAUGCUGGAUUGCCCCUCCAGCACCUUCUCUGAUGAGGAGAGCUCUGCUGGAGAGCCCAAAAGCAUCCCCACCAUCAGCAACCCGAACAGUGUCUACCAGGGUAAGAACCAGAAGAAGUUCAUCAAACCUUUGUCUCUGAGCCGCUCAAGAUGGGAUGGGUAA